UUCAUUGUAACAUAAUAUUGUUACAUAGUUAAGAUAUAGUCGGAAACUAAGAGUCUUUCAAUGCCUUUAGCCACAAUUAAGUCAACAUGAUGUCUUUCAGUUGUAUCCGCAUUAACGAAAUGCAGCCAAACUAUAUUUGUACUUUUGUUUAAGAUAUAAUUGACGUUCAUCAAAGUACAAUUGUCAAAAACGUAAUACAAAUCAACAACAAACAAAUGAUCUUCAAAAACAGCAAGUUAUGAAAGCGUUUAGGAAGAAAGAAAGAUAUAUGAAAACCAGGAAAAUAUGUCAGAUUUUUAAGUUUGUUUCAGUUGACAUUACAUUACGUGUAUUGUAAAGAAGUUAGUUCAAGGACGUGAUCUUCGUUUGUUAGUUUUACCUCAGUUGAAUGACAAUUGUUUACUUCGUAAGUUAAAACCUAGAUCUGCAAACCGCAGUACAGCUAUGGACAACUAAGUGUACACAGUGUGCAGAUUCUCAUUCAAAAACAAUUAAGCCUUUACUGUUUUAAAACUUAAAUCAAAAAGUAACAUACUCAUAAUGAAAGGCAUACCAUUACAACUGUUUAUCAUUCUAAGCUUUCUUAAUCUAAGAUCAGAAGCUGGUUCGUGUUAUAGAUACGUUCAGAGGUCGAAAGAAGUUUGUACUGGUUGGUGGUCACGUACCUGUAGAACAAAGUAUCACAGUGAAAGAAUAUGUUGUUCUCAUUACAACGGGGCCUUAUGCUCAAACCCAAAAUGCCGAUAUGGAUAUGGUGCAAAUACUUGUAAUAAAAACUUCGAGGGCUAUGUUAAAUACAAAAAUGGUAAUGUGGUGAGAAACAGUGGCGGGGAAUGCUAUGCACCAUUUCGGUGCAGAAACUGCAAUAAAGGAUAUUACCCUGUUACCACAUACGAUGGAUAUUGCAAAGCGUGUUAUAAGCCUACAAAAUGCAAUCUACCCGUAUGUACAUCAUGGAGUAAUUAUUGGUGUGAGUAUUGUGAAGAGGAAUAUAUUAGGUUAAAGCCAGGCUAUAACGUUUAUUCUGGGCUACCAGAUAACAAAAAAUGUCAAAGGACUUGUUCUUGGAAGCCUGGUGCAAGGUGCUUUCCCGGUUCUUGUACAGGCAACAUGAUACUGGAAAAUGACUGUCAGUGUGCCAGAGGGUUUUCGUCGAAGUACAGUGAUUGUUCGACCGCGACAUCUGAGAAAAAACCAACGAUAAAACAGUUGUACUUUAAGCUUCAUGGCCCCUUAAACAGCAUAAAGAUAGUCGACAAGGCGCUUAAUACAACAAUAUUUUGGACAAAGGACGUCAUGUGGUCAAUUAUUUCUUUUGAGGCUUCUUCAAACUACGUACCAGAGAUUGACAGUUCGAAAAAACCAAAUUAUAUUACUGGAUAUCAUAUUGGAAUCGCAGAACUUAAGAUUCAUUUAACUUUAUCAAGAGGUUCUGAUUACGGUGAAUGGACAAUAGAUGGAGGUUGUUCGAACUUUGAUGAAAAUUGCGACAAAACAAUUACAGAUAAAGUAAUAAGUAGCAUAAGCAGUUGGAGAAAGAUUAUGUACAAUGGAAACUUUGAACACGGUGAUAAGAUCAAGUUCAAAGUGUCAGCUAAAAAUGGCGGCAAAGUUGAGUAUGAGUACAGAAGUACUUUUACAUUUCCGUAUAGGAAAUACCAAUAUUAUCUCAAUGGCAUAACGGCCAGCAAAGAACUCGAACUCCGUUUCGAUACAUUUCCACCAACACAUUGCUUUGAACAAGACGAUAAUUGUCUGCAGGAUCCUUUACAAGUAAAAGACUUUUUAACUGAGUCCAAAUUCACAGCAUAUUGGGCUGGGUGGACUGAUUUGGAUUCCGGUAUAGACGAAUACGAAUUCAAUAUAUAUUAUUUAGAAAAUUCACUUGACGAUAAUCUUCUCAGAUAUAAAUACAUGUUAACGCCAACGAGAUUAUCAUCAUCUCAGUCUUCUGCAACACUGCACCUAGAAGAGCCUGGACCGUAUUCAGUAGAGAUAAUUGUACAUGACCGUGCUAAGAAUUAUAAAGUUGCGAGGAGAAUUAUUCUCUAUGACAACGCGUCUGUUGUUGAUCUAUACGGUAAACAGGCCAGCAUUGUUCAAGCUGAUGAAUCCGGAUGGAUAAAUAAAAAUAGCGAACAGAUAGAAAUUGAAUGGCCAAAUAGAUUCCGAAAUAUUAGACAUAGUAACGGUGGAUGGCUUAAUGGAGUACAAGAAAAUGGUGACAUUAUUAAAGAUCUCGAUGACCGAGAAGGAAGAUCAAGUAGAACAGUUGACAGACUAAAUAACGUUAACGGAAUUGUUCGGUUUGAUAUUGCACGCAAUGUUGAGUUUGAUGGUAAAUCAAAUUAUAGUGGAUUCGAGCGAGUGCCUGAAGAGGUCUUCAAACUAAAAAAGAUGGUUUAUACUGAUGAGGAAUUUGUUGAUGGAAUGAAGCUAACGUAUAUCAUUCGUGGCACAGAUGCAGUUGGAGAAUUUGCCGAGGAUAACGUAACAGCUAUGAUAGAUCUAUCUCCACCAAUAAUACAAAAUGUAUGGCUCUCAAAGGGAUACUGGGGCAAUGCUAAAGCGUAUAGCAUUUUUGGACUUUAUGAAUUACUAAUUGACUGGAAGGCAUUUGACUACCACAGUGGAAUACACAAACUUUCCUGGAAAAUAUUUGAAAAUAUUACCAAUACUGAAAUCACCUUUGGAGAGUUUAAUGAGCCACCAAUAGGGGAAACAAAGACAAUAGAGGAGUGCAAGAUCACAGACACUGUGCAUACACGAGGAAUAAACUGUUACUGCUCGCCGUAUAACGGAUGCUAUCAUAAGCAUUUUCAGGUCAAACCACUUAUAUCAGAAGAGAACAAAAAUGGUCUUAUCGGUGGAUGGAAAUCUGGAGACUUUGAAUAUUUGUUAGAGGUUACUGCUACCAAUAAUGCUGGUUUAACAACCACAAAACAGGCGAAAGUAAAACUAUAAAAUAUGUAUCUUGGACAUGGGCCAUCUUGGGUUUGACACAGUUCAACUAAAAUGAAUUAAAUACUUUCUGUAAAUAGCAGCAUAUCCUAUCAUUUUUUAAAGUAAUAGUUUUAUUGUCUAUACUUCUCUUCGUUUUAAUACGUAAAUAUUGCUGUAAAACAUGAAGUGUCACAAAUGUGAUAUUUCCAUUCAUAAUUAUCCAGAAGAUGGGACAUUUCAGAAAGUUAUUUCGCAUUAUGUUAUAAAUAUACGUCAAGUACUAUUGUUACAGACUUUACUUUUAUCAAAUGGAUUUCAUCUUUUUUUUGAAAUUUUGCUGUAAUCAGACAAUCAUGGUCAAAAUCAAAUUUCUUACUUAAAAAGGUUUAAAUGUUCGGUUCAGUUGCCAAACGUCUUACCGAAAUAAGUGGGUGUUUUCAUGUUUGUUUUUUUAUUUGUUAUAUAUUGUGCGUCUUGUAUCUACACUAUUACAUAUACAUUGUAGUUAUCAUUUUAGCACCUUCGUUGACAGUCACCUAUAUUUUCAGGGACAUAAAGGUCCGAAAUGGAAAGAAUAAAGGCGAGAAAAAAAAACACAUAAAAACAAGCAAACAGAAACACGGUUAAACUUUUAUUCUCACAAAUCUAAUUUUUGAUAUAAUUGGUUUGCUUCAAUGCCAACAAAUUUGCUUAAAAAGCAAAAGUUUCAAUUCCUAUCGCAGAAUCAGUCAUAUCAAUAUUUUGUUUCAUUUUUGGGAUGGUUUGAUUGUCAUUUAUUUAAGACUAAUAGAAAGCGUUUGAGUGUGUAUAUAAUUUAAAACAAAAAUAACAGUUGAAGGACAAUAUUUCGUAACAACUAGAAUUACAUCUUGCACCCUAAUAUUGGAAGAAAACAUAAAUUGAAUUAUAAAGUAUGCAUAGACACUUUUAUCAAAUUUCAAAAUAAAAAUGAGAGGUUGGUAUGUUUGUUAAAAAAAAGAAAGAAAGAUAAUGAGUUCGAUUUUGUUACAUGUAAGUGAUAGCGGGAAAAGUGACAAAUAUUUCCAUAAUAAGUUUGAAGAUUUAUCGAAAUAAACAGUAUAAUGAACGUGUGUUUAAAGAUGCAUAAUAAUUAAAUACUUACUGAAAAUAUUCAUUCGUAUGUUAAAUGUAUAUGUCAGUUAUUAAUUAGAUUUAUCAUUAUAAUUUUGCUGAUACAUGUACAACGAAUGGAUGCAGUCGUAUUGGCUGUAUUUAAUUAUAAAUAGAGUAAUCUGAUUAAUCAUCAACCUAUUUCAACCAUAUACACACGUAUGCUAUUAACGGUUUAAUUAUUAACAUGUACACUCCUCCCGCGGACACCAGGUGGCCGUUGAACAGAUGUAUAUAACAUAGAGUGAUUAUCAUGCUAAAUUUUACAUAAUUUACGUUUACAUCAUGAAAUCAUUCCGACGCAGCAUUUUAUUUCAUAAUAAAAACAAUAUAAUCAUUGUAUUCUAAUAUGUUACAUACUUGAAUGAAUAAAGUGCAAUUAACAGA
Ruditapes philippinarum (Manila clam) is the source of this 4461-nucleotide messenger RNA. RefSeq lists its product as uncharacterized. NCBI's taxonomy places the organism in Eukaryota, Metazoa, Mollusca, Bivalvia, Venerida, Veneridae. The transcript has 14 exons. Bases 541 to 2964 code for a protein of 807 amino acids. The record is from RefSeq and is a predicted model, not a curated record.